AUUUCUUGAUCUUUCAAUCUGUGAAGAUAGUCGAUUGCUCGCGAAAUGGCAGACUAAGAGGUCUCCUUCGUGGAUAUUCGGCGCAAUGCCGUUCUUGCAACCACAGAGAGCCACGUGGUGCGAACGGCGGAUAGAGGCUUGCAAACGAAAUGGCUGGCGACACGCUGUAUACUCCCCCGCGACGAAACGUAUUGCCAAAGCGCAUUACAAGGGUGAAUGGAGAAACGAUAAGAGAGACGGCAAAGGCAUAGGAGUCAACAGCCACGGCUGGAUGUACGAAGGUGACUGGUAUAACGACCUGAGGCAUGGUUACGGCGUUCUCAGUAAGAUGACAGAAGCUGGCGACGUGUGCAAGGUGUACGCCGGUGACUGGGCGAAGGGGCGGAGGCACGGAUUCGGAAGUAAUUGGUACAAGGACGGCAGUUACUACGAGGGCAUGUUCCGGGAGAACAAGCGGAAUGGUUACGGCCGGAUUUGGUACAAGUGCGGCAGCGGUUAUUACGAGGGCAUCUGGCUGAACGAUCGUUACCACGGAGAAGGGAUGUUCGUUCAAGAAAACGGUAACGUUUACGAGGGUCAGUUCGCAAAUGGCAAGAGGGAAGGUCGGGGCGUCUUCUAUCACUCGGACAGACGUCAAGUGCAGAAGGGUCGUUGGGAGAACGACGUCUGCGUGAGCAGCACGAUAGAGGACGUCGACUGCCGACAGCCAGCUUUAUGAUCCGACAUUACGCAUUCCAAGGAUAACGAACGACCGCGCGGCGAUACGCUCGUAAGUGCGUUGUUGCGUCACGGUCACCUCAUUUACGUCUCUCCUCGGAUCAAUCUGAACAUGUACACGCAUAGCGUUUUCACUGGCCUAUCACGCGCGCACGCGGCACGGAACGGAAAAAUAUAAUUGCGUGCCUGUGAUUUCGUACGUACGUACUUUUUUUUUUAUUUUGGCAAUCGCUCCCACGCGCCCCAACGCGUUUCGCGCGCGCGCCAAACGAUAUAUACAAUAAUUGGAUAUUGACGUUCCCGUGAAAUUCAUCCGCGAAUCUGUUGAAAUGUAAUAAUCUCGAGCGAUAUCGCGUCAUCAUCCGAGUCGCCGCUUUUCCGAUAUUUCGCUCCCUAUUUUUUUUUUAUUUUUUUUUUUACGGCAGUCGCAACACGUAUUACACGUAUUUAAGAAUAAUGUACCUGGCGCGCCGAAGAAUAAGAAGAAAUUGCUGCGUAUUUAAGAAAAGGUAUCGACUUUCGUGUGUUCGACCGACGGCGAGUUUACGUAGCAGAGCGUAUAUUGCACGUGUAUUGCCGAAACAUGUCUUGGCAUAAACGUGAAACACACUUAAGAACUGUAAAGUCGAUUGCGUUUCUCGGAUAAGCACGUUUUUCAAGAUAAGUACAUUCGAGUACAUCCGCCAGUCGCGUCAUCUCUCUCGAUAAUUCAGGCUAUUGUAUAUUAUCGCUUUUUGAGCGCUGCGCACAGAGAUGACACGCGGGUCUCGUAAUAUCCUUAAAACAUACUAUUCUUCCUACCUUUUAAGUCGCGACGCGAAUGAAGG
Messenger RNA from Wasmannia auropunctata (little fire ant), 1544 nucleotides. Its product is annotated as MORN repeat-containing protein 3-like. The coding region runs from base 86 to 718 and encodes 210 amino acids. The transcript is spliced from 3 exons. Lineage: Eukaryota; Metazoa; Arthropoda; Insecta; Hymenoptera; Formicidae. The record is from RefSeq and is a predicted model, not a curated record.